AAUUGCAUCCCAUGACGCUACAUAGGCAUAGCAUCCUCCUGCUCCUGCGCAAUCGAAUUCCCACCUAAGUUGUUGUAUCUCAAUUCGAAUUUGGAUCCAGCAUGUCCAAGUCUCUACCCUACUCCACCAAAGAUGUUCACUACGAUAACGCUAAGUUUCGUCACCGUUCUUUCUUCAAGGUUAUUACUCAGAGCUUCCUAACCAGUAACCUAAAGCGUGAUUGUAUUAGCUGUAGUACAGGAAAGUUUCUACUCCUGCUACUGGUCUUUGGUGUAGCAUAUCUUAUGCUGACACAUACAAGUCCUGGUCGUGUAGUUUCUAAUGAUCAAGCAAUUGGGAAUAAAAACAGUGAAGAUAGCAACAUUACUAAUGGUGCUGGCAGAUUAAAAAGGUUAUGGAGACGGCCUCCAAGGCUUCCUCCUCGAUUACCACCUGAUGCUAAAGUGAAUAAUAAUGGUAUUGGCCAUGUACCUGGAAAUAUAGAUGCCAGAUCAAUGUGGAUUACUAGGCAGCAGAAAGUCAAGGAAGCUUUUAUUCAUGCAUGGUCUGGCUACAAAAAAUAUGCCAUGGGUUAUGAUGAACUUAUGCCGCUCAGCCACCUUGGAACUGAUGGAUUAGGAGGAUUAGGUGCUACAAUAGUGGAUGCUCUUGAUACAGCCAUGAUAAUGGGUAUUGAUGAAGUUGUUUCUGAAGCAGGAUCAUGGGUUGAAGAACACCUUUCUGAGAGAAUUAGCAAGAAGGGCCAAGUAAAUUUAUUUGAAACCACUAUACGGGUUGUGGGUGGGCUUUUAAGUGCAUACCAUCUAAGUGGUGGGGAAAAAGGAAUGAACUUAACUCAUGCAGGACCUAAACCAGCUGUUUAUCUAGAAACUGCCAAGAAUUUGGCUGACCGUCUGCUAUCUGCUUUUACAGCCAGUCCAACAGCUAUUCCAUUUAGUGAUGUUAUUCUGCAUGACUUGUCAGCACAUCCAGCUCCUGGUGGGCUGAGUAGCACGUCAGAAGUUUCCACGUUACAGCUUGAAUUCAAUUAUCUCAGUUCUGUAUCUGGUGAUCAGAAAUAUGGUUUGGAGGCAAUGAAAGUCAUGGAACACAUAAAGACUCUUCCAAAGAUUGAAGGACUGGUUCCUAUCUACAUUAGCCCUCAUUCCGGUCAAUUUAGUGGAGAAAAUAUUAGACUGGGAUCUCGUGGUGACAGUUACUAUGAGUACUUAAUUAAAGUAUGGCUUCAGAGUGGAGCUAGUAGCAAUAGUAAUACAUCAUAUCUAUAUGAAAUGUAUAAGGAAGCAAUGAGCGGUGUUAGGCAUCUUCUUGUUCGGAAAUCAAUUCCAAAUGGAUUAGUUUUUGUUGGAGAAUUGCCUUCUGGAUCAAACGGUGGUUUCAGCCCGAAAAUGGAUCACCUGGUGUGUUUCUUACCUGGUACACUUGCACUUGGUGCCACUAAAGGCCUUACAAAGAAACAAGCAAUGGAAAACAAUAUGCUUAACUUUGAAGACCUGGAAAAUUUGAAGCUUGCAGAAGAUCUGGCUAAAACAUGCUUUGAGAUGUACUCAGUUACUUCAACUGGUCUGGCUCCUGAAAUUGCUUACUUUCAUACUGAGGGAUUUUCUGAACAAGGUCUUGAUGGAGGAAAUAAGAGCUCAGAAUAUGUUAAUGACAUCAUAAUAAAACCUGCUGACCGUCAUAAUCUUUUGAGACCUGAGACUGUGGAGUCGUUGUUUGUUUUGUACCGUAUUACAGAAGAUCCAAAAUACCGUGAAUGGGGUUGGCAAAUAUUUGAAGCUUUUGAAAAGUACACUAAGGUUGAUACUGGUGGAUAUUGUUCUCUGGACGAUGUAACUAGCAUUCCUCCUCAUAGAAGAGACAAAAUGGAGACUUUCUUUCUAGGGGAAACACUGAAGUAUUUAUACUUGCUUUUUGGGGACAGCUCUGUUAUUCCAUUGGAUAAAUAUAUUUUUAACACAGAAGCACAUCUUAUACCAAUCAAUUUGAAGAAAUGAGAUUUAUUCAUCAAAGGCAUUCAAUAGACUGUUUUUAGAAAUCCAGAUUGUGGUGGCACAAAGUGAGAUGCUUCUUUGAAGUUACUCUUAUAUCUCUUACUGAGCAAGGGCACUUCUGGUUGUGAAGGAAUUGAUUAGCAGGGGGUUCUCAGGGAUAAUAGAAACUGUCAAUACUUUUUGAAUGCAAUACAUCAACAAAACAUUACAGAGUCCGUCACUUGAUCAUAUGACUUAUUGUCUUGGACUCAUAACCAGCGUCCUAUCUUCAUGAGAAUGUAAAAUUUUGUUUCAACAAUCAUAAACAAAGAGCAGCUUUUGUAAUAGAAUUGUAUGGUUUUGGAAUAUCUUGCCGGAUGCUUAGCAUUUUUUG
Gastrolobium bilobum is the source of this 2367-nucleotide messenger RNA. RefSeq names its product mannosyl-oligosaccharide 1,2-alpha-mannosidase MNS3. Gene Ontology annotation, molecular function: mannosyl-oligosaccharide 1,2-alpha-mannosidase activity; calcium ion binding. The transcript has 6 exons. NCBI's taxonomy places the organism in Eukaryota, Viridiplantae, Streptophyta, Magnoliopsida, Fabales, Fabaceae. The record is from RefSeq and is a predicted model, not a curated record. The coding region runs from base 102 to 1997 and encodes 631 amino acids. Gene Ontology annotation, cellular component: trans-Golgi network; membrane; endosome. Gene Ontology annotation, biological process: N-glycan processing; carbohydrate metabolic process.